This is a messenger RNA of Fulvia fulva, 420 nucleotides long. RefSeq names its product General transcription and DNA repair factor IIH subunit TFB5. Gene Ontology annotation, cellular component: transcription factor TFIIH holo complex; transcription factor TFIIH core complex. Bases 1 to 420 code for a protein of 139 amino acids. Lineage: Eukaryota; Fungi; Ascomycota; Dothideomycetes; Mycosphaerellales; Mycosphaerellaceae. The record is from RefSeq and is a predicted model, not a curated record. The transcript is spliced from 3 exons. Gene Ontology annotation, biological process: transcription initiation at RNA polymerase II promoter; transcription by RNA polymerase II; nucleotide-excision repair.
AUGUCGAUCAUCGCGAGGGAGAUGAUGCUGAACGUGAUGAUGUUGUUCAGGCAAGGAAGUCGCGCUCGAGGAGACGCGGGGUUCGUCACGAGCGCACGUGACUACGUGUCAAAUCCGGCCUCCGAGAAGGUCCCUGCGAAGCAUUCCAGUUCUCUCCAAACACGACAUCGACAUCAACCAACAUCCGUCUUCAUCAUGCCUCGCGCUAUAGCAGGCGUCCUCGUCAAGUGCGAUCCCUCCAUCAAAGCCAUCAUCCAGAGAAUCAACGACCAGAACAAUCACGAUAUCAUCAUUGAGGACAUCGACGAUGAGCACAUGCUAAUCAAAAACAAUCGCCAUGAUGAUCUGAAGCGGAUGCUGAAGGAGGCCCUCAAAGACACAGUGCGAGAAGCCGAAGAGAGUUCUGGCGAAGAAGCUUAA